AUGUGGCUGUGGAGUAUGUUUACACUAUUCUUAUCGUUGUUGACGCUCGAUAAGUGCGAUGGAAUUUCAAGUUCUAUUUCACCAUUUAUCAACUACAAAUAUUCAACUGUACUUCAAGACAAUGUAGCUGAUCUCUGGUGGACAGUGGAUGAUGCUGAACGAGAGAUCACAUUCGAGCUACAUGUCAAGACUAUGGGCUGGAUCUCUUUAGGCAUCAGUCCAGCUGGCGGCAUGAAAGGCGCUGAUAUCGGUGUUGGCUGGGUUGACAGUAAUGGCAAUGUUCAUUUUCAAGAUCGGUAUGCUAGUGACUUUGCUAAACCUGUCAUCGACAAUACAACCACUGACUGGUAUGCUAUUCGCGGUCGUGAGCAGAACGGAUGGACAGCGAUUCAGUUCAAACGUUUGCUUGACACGUGUGACUCGAUGGACUAUCCUAUCAAGUCUGGAACCAAUGUCGUCAUUUUUGCAUAUGGCCUUGUCGAUCUGGAUCCUUUUCGACCAGACAGUGAUAUUUCCUAUCAUGAUAAUCGGCGAGGUUCACGCAUCAUUCCACUUCGAUCCUACGGUCAACCACCACCCGAAGACAAAUUUGCUGGACUUGACUUCUUCGACUUUCGUCUGAAUAAUUAUUUUGUCCCAUCGAACGAUACGACCUAUCACUGCCAAGUAUACAAAGCACCAGCCAAUUAUAAAAUGAAACGGCAUGCAAUCGCACAUAAGAUAUUGGUCGAUUCAGGCAAUCAAGAUCUCGUACAUCAUUUGCUCUUGCACGAAUGUAAUCCUUCGGCUGUUUUCGAUGAUAAAAAUUUGCCCAGUGGUGUAUGUGAUGAAAUUGUGAUUCAAAUUGAAUCGUGCUACACAAACUUUGUCACUGUAUGGGCAGUUGGUGGUGACUAUGUGGUCGAGUAUACUGAGGAGGCCGGAUAUCCAGUUGGUGGGGAUUCUUCCACUAAAUACUACAUGAUUCAAAUGCACUAUGAGAAUCCGAGACAGCUUUCAAAUCGUCGUGAUAGUUCAGGCAUUAGAUUUUAUCUUAGCAAGCAACUACGUCAGCACGAUCUGGGCUAUCUCACUUUUGGUACAAUUUCAAAUUUUCUCGGUCUUGCUAUUCCACCAUUAGUGGAGCAAUUUGUGGUCGAUUCGUAUUGUCCAGCCAAAGUUACGCAUAAUUUUCCUCAAUCUGGCAUCACAGUUUUGUCCGCCAUGCCACAUACUCAUUUGCAAGGUCGUAGUAUGUGGACAAAACUAAUUCGAAACAAAACAGCAGUUCAAUAUUUGUUCAAUGCUGAGUCGUACGAUUUCAACUAUCAAUAUGUGAAUCGUUUAGCAAAGCCAAUCAAACUUUAUCCAGGAGAUGAGUUCGCCACUCGAUGUGUAUACAAUACAAUGAACAAGGACACGAUCACGCUGGGUGGUGAACGAACAAAAGAUGAAAUGUGUCUUCACUUUUUCACGUACUAUCCUCGAAUCGACAAUUUUUCUGCAUGUUUUACAAUGAAUACUAUAGAAUGGUGGCAAAAAAUGAUGAAUUCUACAUCCGAAUUCGAUUACCAACAAACCAAACAAUGGUUGCUCGAUCUCAAAUGGACGGCAGAAUUGGCGGCGCAGUGGCAAAGAUCCUACGAUGAUGCGCCACUUCAUUCUGUGUUUGCUAGAAACGGUCAAUUUGAGGAUGAAAAUCUGGGUCAACCAUCGAAGUAUGAAGAUUUGAAAUCAGCUGAAUGUAUUAAAUAA
Molecule: messenger RNA, 1734 nt
Organism: Rotaria socialis
Lineage: Eukaryota; Metazoa; Rotifera; Eurotatoria; Philodinida; Philodinidae
Source: the annotation of a GenBank genome assembly